ACUCCCAGCAUGUCGCGAGCGCAUCGGAUAAUCUUACAUUGUUCGUGAGGAACUGAAACACUUUCACACUUUAUCAUCUCGGACCUGCAGCUCGGGAGGAAAUAACUCCACACCCUGAGGACACUCUUCCUGUCUCCAUGCCCAGGUCAGUGUGAGGGUCAGGGGUUUUUGCGGGACUCUGUGAGCGCUGAUCUGUUCCAUUAAUCUCCCUGAGUUACGCCGUGAAGAGACCCAGAGCUGAUAAAACGAGCUGUGCCAGAACCUCUCUGACCCGGAUGUCAUGGCCUCAAAGUUCCGAUCAUGCAAAACAUGUCCCUCAUAAGCCUUACAUCUCUCACACACUCCUUUCCACGUGAAUCAUAUGCCUGCACUAUGACCACCUCCCACAUGAAUGGCCACGUAAGCGAGUCAGAAUCGGCGGGCACCAGCGACGGCCUGGACUCGUCUGGCCACUGGCACAGGGAGAUGGCUGUGGACUGCCCGGGUGACUUAGGCGCCCGUACGCUGCCCGUACGGCGCAGCGCCCAGCUGGAACGCAUACGCCAACAGCAAGAGGACCGCAGGAGGAGGGAGGAGGAGGGCCGUAACCGGUUAGAGCUCGAAGUCAACUCCUCCAUGCGCCUCAAGAAGCUAGCGCAGAACCCCAAGGUGGGCAUUGACAACCCCACCUUUGAUCCUCUGGAGGGUCCUGGCAUGUCCCUGGGGCAGCUGCAGGGCUUCAGUGGGUCACCACGACUGUUGGACCUGGAGGAGUUGCUCAUGUCUCUGAAGCAGGUACAGCACUGUCUGGGUGACGCUCAGAGUCAGGAGGACGUGGAUCUUGUCCUUCAGCUUGUACAGAAGCCUGACUUCCAGAAAGCCUUUAACAUCCACAAUGCUGUGGCUCUACACAUGAACCGGCCCAGUCCUCCCUUUCCCCUCACAGACCGCGCACAGAGCCUUGUGCAGGAGGUCCAGGUCAUGCUGCAGAGCAGCUCACAGAAGGAGGGUCUGGACUUGAGCACAUUGCUCAAAAGCCCUCACAUGCUGGCCCUCAUGCUGGCCCAUGACAGUGUGGCGGAGCAGGAGAUGCAGCCAGAGCCUGCAAGUCCACUUGAUAAUCCAUGUGAGACCUUCACACAGUGGGGAGGUGAGACUGUCAGGAUCGUACGCAUAGAGAAGGCCAAGGACAUCCCUCUGGGAGCCACGGUGAGAAACGACAUGGACAGUGUAAUCAUCAGCCGGAUUGUGAAGGGUGGGGCAGCAGAGCACAGUGGUCUGCUUCAUGAAGGCGAUGAGAUAUUGGAGAUUAACGGGGUCGAGAUUCGUGGCAAAGAUGUCAAUGAAGUGUUUGAUAUUCUGGCAGAGAUGCACGGCACGUUGACGUUUAUUUUGAUUCCCAGCCUAAGCACUAAACCUCCUCCUAUUAAAGAGUCUGUGGUCCAUGUGAAGGCACACUUUGACUAUGACCCUUCUGACGACCCGUAUGUCCCGUGCCGGGAGCUGGGCCUGUGCUUUCAGAAGGGGGACAUUUUACACAUCAUCAGCCAGGACGACCCAAACUGGUGGCAGGCCUACAGAGACGGGGAUGAAGAGAACCAGCCUUUAGCCGGGCUCGUGCCAGGUAAGAGCUUUCAGCAACAAAGAGAAGCCAUGAAACAAACGAUAGAAGAAGAUAAGGAGCCUGAAAAAUCAGGAAAGCUGUGGUGUGCAAAAAAGAAUAAGAAGAAGCGGAAGAAACUGCUGUAUAACGCAAAUAAGACAGACGACUACGAUAACGAGGAAAUUCUCACCUACGAGGAGAUGGCACUGUAUCACCAGCCAGCCAAUCGCAAACGCCCCAUUGCCCUGAUUGGCCCUCCGAACUGCGGGCAGAACGACCUGAGACAGAGACUGCUGUUGAGUGACCCUGACCGCUUUGGGGGUGCCGUUCCUCACACCACACGGAACCGCAGGGAUGGCGAAGUGAACGGGCGAGACUACCACUUUGUGUCGCGGCAGGUCUUCGAGCUGGAUGCUGCGGCGGGGAAGUUCAUCGAGUCGGGAGAGUUUGAGAAGAACCUGUACGGCACCAGCACGGAUUCUGUGCGGCAGAUCAUCAACAGCGGGAAGAUCUGCCUCCUGUGUCUGCACACUCAGUCUUUGAAGGUGUUGCGCAGCUCCGACCUCAAGCCGUAUAUAAUCUUUAUCGCACCGCCGUCCCAGGAGCGCCUGCGUGCCCUCUUAGCGAAAGAUAACAAGAACCCAAAGCCGGAGGAGCUGAGGGACAUCAUCGAGAAGGCCAGAGAGAUGGAGCAGAACUUCGGCCACCUGUUUGAUGCUGCGAUUGUGAACACUGACCAGGACAAGGCGUAUCAGGAGCUGCUGCGCCUCAUCAACAAACUGGACACGGAGCCUCAGUGGGUUCCUUCAUCUUGGCUGCGCUGAGAUUACUUCUCACAGACAUGCGCCCGCACACGCAGAACCCGACACACCCAUGCUGUGCGUGGAGUUUAAUGGUUUGCGUUAACCAGAUAGUUGAGUGUCCACUUUGCUGGCAUUCACUAAACGUAACCACAACAACCCCAAGGCGUGACGGUUGUGGCUCUGUCGACUCACCAGACUGUAAAUUAACAGCCCACAUUCUGAGCAGCCGCCGAAACGUACCGCCGUAGUUGGUAAAACAGUCGCAGUAGAGCAUUAGUGCUUCUGUACAGCAUGGUUAUAGAUAAUAUUUAGUUUAUUUAUAAUUUGGAAUAGUAUGGCUCCUAAAAAGUGUCAAAGGGUGAUCAGAGCAUUUCUGUACCGUGGACUGCACACGCCCAACUGAAUCUCUGAAUUCGUUCCCCAGCCUGAAACUGUUCCCUGCCUCACACUCAUAUACACUUUUACAAGUUUUCUUUAGACUUGUUUAUCUGACAAAACAACAACCUUUUAGUCUCCUUAGUUUCUUCUUAUGAUCUACAAAACUGACUCGUUUCAUUCUGAUAGCAAUCACAACAGCACUCAGCUUAUUUGUGUGUGUGUGUGUGUGUGUGUGUGUGUGUGUGUGUGUGUAUGUGUGUGUGUUGUUCUGUUGCAGUAUUCACAUGCACUUCCAGAACUCAGAAGUGUUCCCAGUAUUGUAAACAGUAUUUUAGAGCAAUACAGAUGGUUCACCUGCUGAACGUAUCGAUGCCUAAUUUAAAGUUCUGUCUUUCCUUUUUCUCCAGUCUGUGUCGUGUUCACGUUUUCAUUAAAUGCUGGGUUUCUGUGUUUUUAUCUUUGACAAAUCGCGGCUCUUAACUCUGUGGACGGACUUCUGAAAGUUGACAAGAAUUCAGUCACAGAGUUGAAGUGCUGUAUCACAGCUGUGUGUGUGUGUGUGUGUGUUUUGUAUUCUGUGUAUUUUCCUGUAUAGACUUUGAGUUUAUUGAUGAUGUUCUGGAUCUAGACUCUCCUCAGCAGAAAACUGACUGUUCAUAUUUAGAAAUGUUUAAAGCAAAGACUGUCACUGAAAUGUAGACAAAGUAUUAUCUUGUGGUUAAACACACUGGAAACUGCUUUAUUGAACUGUUUUAUAUUUUCAAAUCAGCUUAUAUAUUUAUAUUUACAUAAUAAAUCCUCCACACCAUGUAA
This is a messenger RNA of Clarias gariepinus (North African catfish), 3576 nucleotides long. It is a transcript of the gene pals1a, whose product is annotated as protein associated with LIN7 1, MAGUK p55 family member a. Gene Ontology annotation, molecular function: protein binding. The record is from RefSeq and is a predicted model, not a curated record. The coding region runs from base 301 to 2406 and encodes 701 amino acids. The transcript is spliced from 15 exons. Gene Ontology annotation, biological process: morphogenesis of an epithelial sheet; generation of neurons; establishment or maintenance of epithelial cell apical/basal polarity. Lineage: Eukaryota; Metazoa; Chordata; Actinopteri; Siluriformes; Clariidae. Gene Ontology annotation, cellular component: plasma membrane; adherens junction.